CCCUUUCAGACGAGGAUGAGGGCGCUGUGCUUCCUGUUGGUGGUCUGUGGAGCCCUGGCUGCCGAUGUUGUUGAUCCGGCCAGCUGCCGGAGCUUUCCCUGCCUUAUCUUCAACGAUGACUUCAACGAUCUCAACAACAAUAUCUGGAAGCCUGAAAUCACCAUGUCUGGUGGUGGGAACUGGGAGUUCCAGAUGUACUUAAAGGAUCAUAGUCUCAGCUACAUACGUGAUUCUGCUCUGAUCAUCAAGCCGGAACUGACGUCCAACCGUUUAACUGAGGACUUCCUGUUCAAUAACGAGCUCAACCUGGGGUCGGCGUGCACGGACAACCGGGACUUCGGCUGCGUCCGCAGAGGAACCUCCGAGAACAUCAUCAACCCCAUCAUGAGCGCCAAACUUACCACUCAGCCAAGCUUCGCCUUCAGGUAUGGUCGGGUGGAGGUCCGCGCCAAGAUGCCCCGAGGAGACUGGUUGUGGCCAGCUAUCUGGCUCCUGCCCAAGGACUCGCAAUAUGGUGGAUGGCCUGCAAGUGGCGAGAUUGACAUUGUUGAGUCUCGAGGAAAUACUGAGUAUGGCAACCUGGGCCACCAGCACGCAGGGUCCACUCUCCACUGGGGGCCCAACCCUCAAGCCAACAUGUUCACCAAGACUCACAAAACUUACUCUGCCAAUGAUGGAUCAUUUGGCUACAACUUCCAUACAUGGAGGCUGGACUGGACCAAGGACAACAUGAAGUUCUACGUUGAUGGCCAACUCCAGCUGACAGUGGACCCGGGCACCAACUUCUGGGACUUGAGUGGCCUGGGCAGUUCCCAAAACAAUCCAUGGAAAGAUGGCAAUAAGAUGGCACCUUUCGACCAAAAGGUGGGCAUCAAUGAUUUUCUCGAUUUUAAUUUUAACCAUUUCUUUCUGUGCAUUUUUUGAGUCACAAGCUGAUCA
This is a messenger RNA of Procambarus clarkii (red swamp crayfish), 939 nucleotides long. The record is from RefSeq and is a predicted model, not a curated record. NCBI's taxonomy places the organism in Eukaryota, Metazoa, Arthropoda, Malacostraca, Decapoda, Cambaridae.